AUGUCGACGGAGCCUCCUAUCUUUUCUGGCGAUUACGACGCUAAUGUACUCUCCAACCUUCCCAUCGAUGAGUACUUCAAAACCAAUUACCCUGGAAACUGGCAUCCGAUCCAUUACGCCAAUAAUUCGGACGCAUUUGGAUAUGACGGGUUUGAACAGGGCCUCAAUAUAAUUGGAAAACAACUUCCAUCUCCCAGCGUCUAUGCUCGACGGUGGCUAGUGUAUCUGUCCACAACAGGCGGAAGCAUUCUCAAAGAACAAGCGAAAGGCCUUUUCGAAAUUAAGAUGGCGGCAGUAAAGAAUCAAACCACAUACUCGACUGUGCAGGCUAAAUUCUCAACUAAAACGUUUGCACAACCAACUUCACCACUGGAAUUAUUUCGAUUGAGAACAUCUGCUGGGCAGAAUGAUCCUAUCCAAGCCGAGACAUUGGCACCAUCAAGGUCUUCCUCUCAGUGCACUUCAACGCACCAUCAUCAUCAUCAUCAUCAGCAGCAGCAGCAGCAGCAGCAGCAUUAUCACCUGUUCACGGAUGAUUCCCGGCGAUCACUUCCACGGCGAUACGAUGUCCUUCGGCCGAAAUGGACAUUAGAAUCUGGAACGGUGGUUGAGGACGUCCUGAACGAUGCAGGAAAGGAGCUAGCAGUUUCACAUCCCAUUCAUGCCUUCAUGAUUGACAUACAAGAUCCCUUUACAAAAAAACUAUUCAAUCAAAAUGACUGGGAUGAGAUUUUGAAGGGGAUUCCCAAGACCACAGGAUACUCAGAUUCCGCCUCAGCGUUUAUGGGCAAGUUUGACGAAGUCUCAUCUCUGAAUGAUUUAAAGACACGGCUUGAUAGCAGCCCCGCACAGGACGCUGAAUGCGAGCUCAUCCACAGUUGCUUGAAAAAUUGGACUAAUAUUUACGAGAUGAACCCAUCCCCUUUCGCUUUAGAGGGGAAGCUUUCAGAAAAGUGGUGGGAAACGCAUGCGUGGGGCGUUUGUAACAACCUCUGCAAGGGGAUCCCGGGAUGUUUCAUGAUGGUUGGGGAAAUGACAGGGAAAGACUCAACAGCCCGUCGAAAUUUUAAGAUGCACGCGAAAGAGGAGACACCACAAGACUCACGGAAGAGGAUGGGCCUGCGCGCCGAUUUUAUAUGGCGUUCAAUGCUUUCCCCAGAAAAAGACUGGGCCAUCGGGGAGGCCGCCCGGGUAUGGGAUGAGUUGUCCCAAAAAUACGCAUAUGAUAGCAAUUUCAAAUUACCCCGUCAGCUUCAUGACAUCCUUGUGGCACGGUCAAUGGAGGUUGGAGGCCCCGGAAAGCUACGGGAUGUUCUAGUUUCAGGGCUUGUAUUAGGAGACCUGAUGACAAAGUACGAUAUGGCUUACAAGAUGCUUAGUCAAGAGAGACGCCUUCUUAGGCAUGACUUGGAACCAGACGUCGUCAAUAUGGAAGACUGGCUGGACCUACUUCCCUCGUCACCCUAA
Messenger RNA from Gamsiella multidivaricata, 1467 nucleotides. RefSeq lists its product as uncharacterized. The transcript has 7 exons. The coding region runs from base 1 to 1467 and encodes 488 amino acids. NCBI's taxonomy places the organism in Eukaryota, Fungi, Mortierellomycota, Mortierellomycetes, Mortierellales, Mortierellaceae. The record is from RefSeq and is a predicted model, not a curated record.